This is a messenger RNA of Cantharellus anzutake, 2818 nucleotides long. Its product is annotated as WD40-repeat-containing domain protein. The coding region runs from base 207 to 2630 and encodes 807 amino acids. Gene Ontology annotation, biological process: negative regulation of transcription by RNA polymerase II. Gene Ontology annotation, molecular function: protein binding. NCBI's taxonomy places the organism in Eukaryota, Fungi, Basidiomycota, Agaricomycetes, Cantharellales, Hydnaceae. The transcript has 8 exons. Gene Ontology annotation, cellular component: transcription repressor complex; nucleus. The record is from RefSeq and is a predicted model, not a curated record.
ACGUGUUCAUCGUAUCCUCAUCCCCUUAAUGGUGUCUAUUGACUAUUACAGUAACAACUUAUGGUUCACUGGCAUCUGUUGCUAAAUCGGGGUAGGGGUUCCUCACCUCCCGAACACCGCUUAUAUUUCCAAUAUGACUAUGUGGUGCUGGCGGCCUGUUCUCUAGAGUUCCACAACUGUCUGUACGUCGUCGAUUGAAGCCUUCGAUGCCCCACCCACCUGUUGUCGAAGAAACGGGUGACUCUGUUCAUCAUGCACCAUACGACGCCGACGCUUUCUUUGAGACGGGAUCCGGAAAUGUUCUGGCUGAUAUUGAGCCAAUCGAGGAUAACACAAGUUUCUCUAACCACACCAUUUCGACGUUUUCCAAUGGUUCGGGUCUAUCGACCGGGACAUUCCUGCUGAGGGAUCUUUGCGAGAAAGUGAUCGAGAAACACCUAUGGCUUCAAAUGGCCAGGAUCGUUAGCGCGUCGUGCUAUUCUCACUUCCGGAAUCUCAUCCGACAUCGCUUCCUUAUUUUACAAUUAUGCCGUCCGGGGAGAAGGAAUAUAUGGCUACGGAUUGAUCGGAGGGCCGGACUGGGCUUUCUCUCACUUGUGUGGAAACUCGGCACAACUCCUGCCCAUGAUACGGCUCAGCUGUCGGCGUCUAGGGAAACCCUUGCUGAAACGGCAAAGCAAGAAAACACGCAGGAAUUCAACAAUCCGCCCUUUCUCGCUGAUUUCGGUGAAUAUCUUCGCGUCAUCUCUGAAGAGCUGCUGGAAUAUAAAAUCUGGCCGGUGAACUGUUGGAUGUUCUGUUCCCUAUUGCAAGAGCAUCUUGAAGGGUCAGGAGACGGGUAUUAUACAUCCGGACGCGCAGUUACUCCCAGAAUUGCGCUAUCUAUCCGAGGGAAAAUAUCGGAGCGAGCAGCAGCCCAAGUGACACCCAACACAAUUAUGACAGCGUUGCAGAGUCCGGCCUGGGCCCUAAACCGUUCGUGGCAACCCUUGAGCAAGGCGAAGCGAAAGGGGUGGCUUGCUGAUUCAAUCGUCAUAUUUCUUUCCCAAAUCGAGCGCCCGGCACCAGGGUCAGAUUACGCACAAGACAUCCUGGAGCGGAUCCCUCGCUUUGAAAAGGGUGACAUGUACUGUCGCAUUACGAUGUUCUGUAUUGAAGCCCUUGAUCGUUUGCCAAAGGAAAAUAUCCUCCAACUUUCCAACCCUUUAACCCCCAACUCCGACAUCCCAGAUCUUGCUUCUCAGAUCCGGUCAAAAAUCCCCUCCGACGCUCAAUACGCCGCAUUAUUUGGCCUCCUCCAUGUUGCGGAAAUUGAAAACCCUUCAACUGGGCUGUUGAGCAAAUUAGAAACAUUCUUUACAGAAUCAGCGAUCAAAUGGUUGGAAGUGUUGAGCCUACUGGGAGCGGCGAGCAAUGCCAGGAUCACGUUGGAGACACUGACCAUGUGGUGUGAGAGUCAGAGCCACCGCCAGUCAGGAGAUCAGAAUUCGGCAAGAUCUUUGCUCCAACCUCUAUUGCAAUGCCGUCGUUUUGUCUACCAGUACUAUGGAGUGAUUUCGCUCUCUGCUGGACAUAUCCAUUCGGCUUCAUCUAAUUCACCCGAUGCGGGUUGGCGAGGGUGGCACCAUGGAUCAUCCUAUGAACACCUCCCAGCAGUGCAAUGGCAAAACUCAGGAUGGGAUGGGUGCGUCAACACCAUACAAGGGCACACUGGCUGGGUCUCCUCGGUCUCAUUCUCACCUGAUGGGUCCAAGGUAGCCUCGGGAUCCAAUGACCAAACAGGACGAAUCUGGGAUGCAGUGACCGGGGAAGAACUCAAGGUCCUCCGGGGCCACACCGGGGGCCUCCUCUCAGUCUCAUUCUCACCUGAUGGAUCUAAGGUAGCCUCAACAUCCAUCGACAAGACAUUACGAAUCUGGGAUGCUGUGACUGGGGAAGAAGUCAAGACCCUCCGAGGACACUCUGACUGGGUUGUCUCAGUGUCUGAUGGAUCCAGGGUGGCCUCGGCAUCCGUCGACAAGACAGUACAAAUUUGGGAUGCAGCGACUGGGGAAGAACUCAAAGUCCUCCGAGGACACACUCACUGGGUCCACUCGGUGUCAUUCUCAUUUGAUGGAUCUAGGGUAGCCUCAGCAUCCUCUGACAAGACAAUACGAAUCUGGGAUGCAGUGACUGGGGAAGAGCUCAAAGUCCUCCAGGGACACACUGACUGGGUCCACUCGGUGUCAUUAUCAUCCAAUGGAUCCAGGGUAGCCUCGGCAUCGUAUGACAAGACAGUACGAAUCUGGGAUGCAGUGACUGGGAACGAACUCACAGUCCUCCGAAGACACACUGACUGGGUCCGCUCAGUCUCAUUGUCACCUGAUGGGUUCAAGGUAGCUUUGGGAUCCAAUGACAAAACAGGACGAAUUUGGAAUGCAGUGACCGGGGAAGAACUCAAGGUCCUCCGGGGUCACACCGGGGGCCUCCUAUCAGUCUCAUUCUCAUUUGAUGGAUCCAGGGUAGCCACAGCAUCUGAUGACCGGACCAUACGAAUCUGGGAUGUGGUGACAGGAGACAUCCCAGCUGACAUGACCUCGGAUUCCCCUUCCAACAUUCCCAAUCAGCGGAACUCAAGCAUGAUAAGCUGAACCGUAUUCGCCUUUUCCUCGGAACAUGCGGGACCCUGCAUUUUAUCGCCCCUACUCAUAUGAGCGACAGUAUAUCCACUUGGAAGAUUUCGCCUGAUGGGCAAGCCAUUACUGUCCAUAUGGAAAAUCGCCAUGUCCAGACUAUUCAGGCACCGAAAAGAUAUCGUUGUGUUUAAAUAUCCAACAUC